Messenger RNA from Scophthalmus maximus (turbot), 2282 nucleotides. Its product is annotated as carbohydrate sulfotransferase 12. Gene Ontology annotation, molecular function: sulfotransferase activity. The record is from RefSeq and is a predicted model, not a curated record. Gene Ontology annotation, cellular component: membrane. Gene Ontology annotation, biological process: proteoglycan biosynthetic process; carbohydrate biosynthetic process. NCBI's taxonomy places the organism in Eukaryota, Metazoa, Chordata, Actinopteri, Pleuronectiformes, Scophthalmidae. The coding region runs from base 166 to 1140 and encodes 324 amino acids. The transcript is spliced from 6 exons.
GGCUGGCCCCGCCCACACCUGCGGGUCGCGGGUCAGAGACGCUCCCGCUCGCACCUGCGCGCUUACGGAAGAAAAAAAGAGUCUUUUCUCGAACAAGCCAGCUGUGGUCAUCUGCCUGUGCCAGUCGCCCAUCUGGAUCCAGACAUCGUGUAAGCUGACACUGCCAUGGCAGCAGACAGAAGACUCCUGCUGCCCCUUGGAAUACUUGGAUCCAUUUUUGUCAUCAUGUUGUGCCUUUACGGAUGGGAAAAGUUACAGCACAAGGAUGAGGAGAGGAUGCAUCAGGUGCAGGAACAGAGAAAGCAGCAUGUGAAAGAAACCUGCUGUGAUUACAAAGUGGAAUUGUCUGAUGGGAAGCGCAGUAUAGAUGAUAUAAAUGACAGAGACCUGGAGAACCUCCUUGUGGAUGACACUCACGGCAUCAUCUACUGUUUCAUUCCCAAGGUGGCCUGUUCCAACUGGAAGAAGGUGAUGUUUGUGCUGAAGCAGGGCGAGCCGUAUCGUGACCCCAUGUCCAUAGCUGAUGAUCUAAUCGAUCCCACCGACAAGCACCUCACUUUUCUAAAAAGCUUUCCCAGAACAGAGAUGAUGGCAAAGCUGAAGCACUACACCAAGUUCCUGUUUGUCCGGGACCCAUUUGUCCGCAUCAUCUCCGCCUACAGAGACAAACUCCAGAGAACCAAUAAGUACUUCUAUGACAACUUUGGCCGAAACAUUCUUCGUCGCUAUGGCAACCAGUCGGAUCCACCACGUUCAUUGGACGAAGCGUUUGCAUCAGGGUUGAGCCCCUCAUUUCACAACUUUAUUCAAUACCUUGUGGACCCGAAGACAGAGAACAGCGGGCCCUUUGAACCCCACUGGAGGCAGAUGCACCGCCUGUGCCACCCCUGCCACAUACACUAUGAUUUCAUUGGCCAUCAGGAGACUCUUCAAGACGAAGCUGAACAGCUACUGAAGCUCUUAAUGUUGCAGGAUGACAUUAAGUUCCCCUUAGCAUAUGUUAACAUGACUUCCUCUGUUUCUAUGUGGGACUGGUUCAGAACAGUGCCUGUUGAGGACAGGAGGAAACUGUACAAGCUCUAUGAGAGUGACUUCAGGUUGUUUGGCUACAGAAAGCCAGAUGAAUUUCUUGAUGGUUGAGAAGAAGUGGGUUAGGGUUGGGCUUCAUACCGAUGACGCGAGGAGGGUCGUGUCAUAGUUGGGAAUUAUUAUCAGCCAUAUCCAUUUCCCACUGCCUGUCUACAAGGUGUUUGUUUUUCCUUUUUCCUUACCCACCAUAGAAGUUAACUAUUAAAUGAACAAUGAAUUAGUAACCAUGAAUCGCAUCAGAAAAUGUUAAGUAUAAUGACUAUAUUUGUGAGGUUAAGAGUACAAACAAGCUGAGUUGUAUAUUACUGUGCUCUCAUAUGCAGUUCAUCUGCCACAAUUCCCCCUUGACACAGAGAAUGAAUGUAUGUCCAUCUCCUUGCCCCAGGUGGUAGGCAACACUACUUAACUUAUUUAAAAGAGGAUUUUAAAAAUCUUUUUAUGAAAAGCAUAUCUUAUGAAACAUCUCAAACUUAAGUGUAGGGAUUGCAUACAACAACAACAAUAAUAAUAAUAAUAAUGAUAAUAAUAAGGUAUUGAUUCAGCUUUUUGGGGGGGUAUUUUGGGAUAUUUUAUUUUUCUACAAUAUUUGACCACCUUUUUUAAUUUCUACCCUGCAGUCAAACUUUAAGUCAGAAAGCAAAAGCACAUUUGAGAUCCUGAAUGGAAACAUUGUCUGCAGCUGAUUUGGAAAGUGUAGUGAGAUACACUGAGAAAACCGGCAGUCGUGUAAGAAGCACAUAUGCAAAUAUUGCUGAAACGGUGAACGAUUUAGAAAUGAAAUGGGAGGAAUUGAGAGAAAGUGUAAAGUUUGUGGAGAUGAUGAUGCUACAGCCGGAACCUUCAAUAGCCUACCUGUAACCUGUGUGUAAAACCUGUACUUUCUUUAGCUUCAGUUUUAAGUGCUUUGUUUUUUUACAUAUCUUCGCUUUUACACGAUGAAAAUUUGCUGCAGCACAUAAUGGGGAUAUGUUACUAACAAGGAUAACUUGUAUUUUCUUUUAUCCGUGUAUCAUGACUCUUUGUAGUCAUUUCUGGACAUUGUUGUCACUUAUGUAUCUCUGAGGUUUUUACUUGCUGUGGUUUUAUCGUAUUGUUGUUGUUUUUUGUUUUUUUUAGAAUACUGCUCAUCUUUCAUUCCUGAGGAAUACUUUUUCUUCUUUUUCUUUGAACCAAUAAAGGAAAUUUACAUUGAA